AUGGCCAAGCAGCUGCUGGUGGCCUAUGGCCUGUGGGCUCUUGGAGGGCCACUGGGCCUGCACCACCUCUACCUGGGCCGGGACAGCCACGCACUGCUCUGGAUGCUCACACUGGGCGGCUUCGGCGCCGGGUGGCUCUGGGAUGCGUGGCACCUGCCGAGCUGGGUGGCGACGGCCAACGGGGCUCCCGUGGCCCGCACUGGGCCGGUACCGGCGCUCAGCACCCUGCGCCUGGCUGGCCAGGUGUUGGUGGGGGUGUACUUCGGGCUAGCGGCAGCGCUGGGGCUGCCGGGGGUUCCGGCCGUGCUGGCGCAGCCCCUGGCCGUGGGGCUCGGGGUGCAGCUGGUGGCCUCUGUGGGGGACCAGACAUCGGACGCGCCCCGCACGGUGGCCGCAGCCUUCGCCGCCUCUUUCCUGUUCCAGGGCCGGGUGCUGGGGCCGCUGCCCAUCAGCGUGGCCGCUGCCAUCGCCGCCCAGCGGCACCGGCGCUACCGGCCCCGUGGGGCUCCGCGGCCCCGGCUGCGAGCCCGGCUCUACCGCCUGGUGCUGGCACUCGUGGCCUUCGCAGCGCCGCUCGCCUGCCGCGGGCUCAGCGGGGCGCUGGCGCUGGCCCGGGCGGUCACCGAGCUCCUGCUCCUGCCCCUGCGCACCGGGCAGCUCCUGGCCGAGGUCCUGGGCUUCGGGGGCAGCUCCCGGGGAUGCGGCACCGGCGUCGAAGGGAGCGAGCGGCAGCGGAGGGCGUUUGAGGUCCUGGGUCUCCCACCCGGCUCCUCCAUAGAGGCCGUGCACCAGAGCUACCGGGAGCUGGUGAAGCUUUGGCACCCGGACCACAACCGGCACCGUGCCCAGGAGGCCGAGCGGCGCUUCAUCGAGCUGCUGGAGGCCUACGAGGAGCUGGCGGGGCCCCGGAGAGCCCCGGGCUGA
Molecule: messenger RNA, 924 nt
Organism: Melopsittacus undulatus (budgerigar)
Lineage: Eukaryota; Metazoa; Chordata; Aves; Psittaciformes; Psittaculidae
Gene: DNAJC22
Product: DnaJ heat shock protein family (Hsp40) member C22
Exons: 2
Coding region: 1-924 (307 amino acids)
Cellular component (GO): membrane
Source: RefSeq, a predicted model, not a curated record